Molecule: messenger RNA, 1156 nt
Organism: Drosophila erecta
Lineage: Eukaryota; Metazoa; Arthropoda; Insecta; Diptera; Drosophilidae
Product: transmembrane protein 223
Exons: 2
Coding region: 391-1086 (231 amino acids)
Biological process (GO): nervous system development
Cellular component (GO): mitochondrion
Source: RefSeq, a predicted model, not a curated record
UCAUAUGUUGCUGCUAGGGCUGGAUAACUGAACUUUUGAUACUAGGGAGCGGAACCACUAAGUGUCAGUUGGAACCACACCAAGAUCACCCCUCCCUUUCGCAUGCUGUGAACUAUAUUGUAUUGACAAAUAAAUUCAGUACGUUAGAGUAAUAUGACGUACUUACGAAUAACAGCUAUGUACACCGCAAAAAUCGUGUUAUUUUAGUUGAACGCUCCAAUAGGUGAACUAGUGCACGGAGUCGGCAUGUGCCAGCCCUGGAGGCGCUUUGUAAAACUAGCUCCAGUUCCGGAGCUAGGGAACCAAUGGCAAGCGGAACAAAAUAAAAACAUCUGUAGAUUAUAGGUUAAUUUGUUUUAUAAUAACAAAUGCGGGAAGUUUUCAAUUAAGAUGAGCAAUCUGCUGAAUUUCGCCCUGCGUCAGGGUAUCAAUUCCAUUAAGCGCCUUAGUCUCCAGAGUUUCAGACUGGCAGCUCCGGCCAUUGUAACCAAAUCGCCGGUCAGUUCUACGAUAAAGAGGUUUUCCUCCCAAACCGCCCCCUUCGAUGUGAAUACCAGUGUCCCCAAGGACAUAAUUCUUUUUAAGUAUGAGAACCCGCGAUUCUAUCAGAUGCUAAACUUUUUCGGAGUCUGUCAGUUUGUCUUCUGGACAUAUCUUUCGCACUUCGCCUUCACGACGCUGAAGGAUGCCCCGGUGGUGGAAAAACCAGGAGAGGAUCUAAAGUGGUUCCAGCGCAUAAAUCUGGGCGAUAAUAAGUACAGAAAUGGUAUCACAAUCUGUAGUUUUUUGAUAGGAUAUGGCAUACUGUUUGCUGUCUGGAUGUUUACGCUUCGCUCGGUGCGUUUCCUUAUCUUGAGAAAGGGUGGUCAGAGCGUCUCCUUUGUGACCUACGGACCUUUCAACCGGAAUCGCAUUAUGACUGUGCCUUUGAAGUGCGUCUCCGCCGAGGAAUCCCGCAACUUGGCCCGAGUGCAGCUACCCAUUAAGGUCAAGGGCAAGACCCUGUACUACGUCUUGGAUAUGCGCGGCGAGUUUCGAAAUGCCCAGCUAUUCGAUUACACGGCGGGCCUUAAGCGUCGCAUUUAAAGGUCAAGUUUUGUUGUUGUUUCGUAGCUUAUUAUUUGUAAAUAAAGAUGUACACUAAUUAAAACUAAAC